CUCAGACCCAGUUUCCCUUUCUCGAAACAAUUAUACUUCAGACCAAAGACAAAGACAGAAGACAUCACCGAAGAAGAAGAAACAACCAAAAUGCUCCUCCUCCUCACCCCCCUCCUCACCUUCCUCCUGGUGGCCCUCACCGCCCACGCCUGCACCUACUGCCAAUGUGAAUUCGCCGAUGCGAGUCAUUGUUGCGUGUACUCGGACGCCAGUAUCGGCGAACUCGACUGCACGAGUAUCUGCGGCAACGCGCAUCGCGCCGACGGGGUGAGUAAUGCGGAUGGGACGGCGGGGACGGCGUGUAAUGCGGGAGGGAGGUAUGAGUGUAUUAGUGCGAUUACGGCGUUGGGGCGGACGGCGUGUUAUGUGGAGUAAUCCCCUGUCUCGGAGGAGGGUUUCGGUUGGUCGGGAUGGGU
Messenger RNA from Aspergillus ibericus CBS 121593, 416 nucleotides. RefSeq lists its product as uncharacterized. The record is from RefSeq and is a predicted model, not a curated record. Lineage: Eukaryota; Fungi; Ascomycota; Eurotiomycetes; Eurotiales; Aspergillaceae. The coding region runs from base 91 to 375 and encodes 94 amino acids. The transcript has 2 exons.